Molecule: messenger RNA, 3770 nt
Organism: Loa loa (African eye worm)
Lineage: Eukaryota; Metazoa; Nematoda; Chromadorea; Rhabditida; Onchocercidae
Exons: 21
Coding region: 76-3651 (1191 amino acids)
Source: RefSeq, a predicted model, not a curated record
UUUCAGGUAUGACCGAAUUGAUCAACUAAUGUCGAAGUCUGGAGUGCAAUGUAGUUCCAAUGUGAGAAAUGACAGAUGGUGAUGGAAGAAAAUAGGGAAGAACUUAUGGAGAGUUCAGCGAAAAUACCGGUAGACAAUGAGCUGUCCUCUCCUCUUCUGCAACAAAUUGAUAACGUCAUUAUUCAGAAUUUGGAAUACCCAUGGAAAGAUAUAGAGGACACGAAACCGACAGAUUUGGAAUAUGAACUCUUCUGUGGUGCUUUGGAAUCAUUUUGGUCUAAACCACUCAUUGAGCUUAUUGACGACUGGACGAUUUCUAUGGAAACUAUCUUACCAACCAUACGAAGUAGUAUACGAAUUUAUACCAAGGCUGCAUCCUGUGAAGAAAAGGUACGUGAAAUGGAUAUUGAAUUAGCAAGAUGGGUUGAAUUUGGACUUAGCUCAAACCAUUCCAUAUCAUAUGCGGGAAACAAUCAAAUGAUUAUGAUCGGUUGUAGUCUAACCAAGCAGCUGUCAGCUAUGCAUGAAAAGGAUCUGAGCGUGACAUUUUGUACUUCCAAAUAUUUGCAUUAUAUUAUGGAUAUCAUAUCUUCUAAGCAACAUUACUCAUCAACAAGAUGCGAAGCUGCGCAAGCAUUGCUAGGCAUUCUUUUUCAUCCAUCGAUAUCCUGGAAAUUUAUGGCGACAGAAAUUGAAGGGAAUAAAUACACGCCAUACGAGCAAAUCAUACAUCUUUUUAUGAAACCGGAGCAGGAUGUUCCGUUGGAUUUGUUAGUGGUGCUUCAAAAAAUCGCAAGUUAUUUUGCAUUUAAAUACAACACUGAUGUUAUAAUCAACUGCACACAAAGACUAUUUGUGGAAGAGGACUGUGAUGUUGAUGUUGAUACUACUCAGCUGUUCUCAUCCUUUAAAAUUCUGAACAACUUCUUUUCGAAAAUAAGGGAUGAUUUCAGUUAUAUGUCACGCACUGCACAUCGAACUGUUGUGGAAAAUUGUUUAAUUCCGCAUGUCUGUGCGCAUGUUGCAUCACCCAGUCAGGAUGCGAGAAUAAGAUAUUUAGCAAUUCGUUGUCUCCAGUUAUUAUGCGAUUUCGAUGGCACUGAUAUUACUGGAGCGGUUUUCCUUUCACAUAUGGGUGCACAAACAGUAUCAUUAGUUGGACGAUUAUUACAGCAACUUUCGGAAGAUAGCAAAGAAAAGUCACUAUUGCCUUACGCAUUGCGAGCAAUAGUACUAGUUGAUAAGCUCGCUGCUUCUAAUGAGAAGUGUGUUCCUGUGAUCGAUGUCCCUGAGCGUGUAACUAUUCUGCAAAAUAUGUUGCAUAUGUUAUUAGUCGAGGAGGGACGUCUUGCGAUGAUUUCCGCAUUAUCAUUUGGAGAUAAUCCAAAACAUUUGUUACAUAUGUGUGAUCUUCAGAAGUCAAUAUUAACACCUGAGGGGCAUAUCGUUGAUGAUAUUAAAACGCGCUUCAGACAAACUGCUACUUACGGAUAUUUGUGUGAAAUUCUGUUUGCACUAGCACGAAACCAGUCUGAUGGAAUGUUUUGGAGAAUGCAUGGUCCAGAAAUUAUUAAACUAAUCGAUUGUAAUCUCAUCUCAGCUGCGACAUCAUUGAAACAUUGGUUGGAACCAUUUCGAGAGGAAUUAGCACUUGGCAGGAAUAUAAACACAUUAAAUUUCCUUACAAUGAGACUAACUUAUCACAGUGAGAAAUAUGUGGAGGGUGAUCCACCGCUAGCAUUGGUAACUGUACUCCGUCUAAUUGAUGCAGUUUUGGAUGAGCCAGAAGAUGCAACAUUAUUUGAUGUUUCUUCCGAUGAAAUUCGUUUUGAUUACUACGCAAAAUUUUAUGAAGAUGAUGGAUUAGAGAAAAUCAGAAACGUUUUAGAUGUAGCAAACACUGAACAGAGCAAACGAGUACAUUAUCGAUGUACCGCACUUACCGGUGAUUCAUACAUUUAUUGCCAGUUUGUUCGUUCAGCAGCAAAUAUUAUGUGCAAGUUAUUAUCGUCCUUGCAAGCUAUCAAUCAAAAUCCUGAUAAGCUGAUCAUAGAUACCUUGUUGAGGACGUAUACACUUUGUUGCAUGGAUGAAGCAUCUAGCGAUCGCAUAGUCAGAGAAACCAUUAUAAAUUCAAUUGCAUUAUUUAUUUUUCCGAUCCUAUCAGAUCGACAGGGAUUACGGAGAGCUGGUCAACGGUCAUUUUUGGAGCUUUUUUUGAAUUCUGGAUUUGAGAGGCCUCCAAAUUUCUUUGCUACGUUGGAUAUUUUAUUGCAAUUAUUUCCGCUUCCAUCGGAUUUACUGGCAAACGUUAUUGGCAUUAAUGUGCAGGAGAUAACUUCAGUGGAAAAAUUAUGGAGCGAUCGUAUUUUAGAGCAUGAAAAACAGCUGCAAUUCGCGAUCAUGUUGGGUAUCUCGUCCUCACAGCGAUUGAAACGACGUUUAUUCGACCUUUUUAAACGCUUGGCAUAUUGUUCCGAGAAUAAUGCAUUGUGCUUAAUUGAUAUUCUUAUAAAGCAGAGCUUACGAAUGUUAACGUCUUCGGCACAUACGGCUGUCAUUGACGCUUUCGAGGACGAUAUUGUGGAGGAGGAAUCAAAUGUUCGUUUUGGCAAUGCCGUCGAUCUUGUGACGGCUUCAUUUUAUGCAUUUUUAGCCACCUGUUCCGGAGAAUUUAUGCUUCGAAAUUCUAUGGUUAUCAUAAUUUCGCAGCGCAGAAGUUAUAUUCCCACAUUGCUGAAGUUCUUUAAACUAGCCAGUCCGAAAACUUCACCUCACGUUUCGUUCCAAACACACGUCAUUAAAAUUUUCCGUAAUCUUUGCAUUGCUGACAAUAACUUUGAUGGAAAAAUCGAUUGUUUGCCUCGUGAUGUUUAUAUCAAAAUAUGCGAUAAUCUUGUGGAACAUUUUGGAAACGGGCAACAUAAUAUAGAAACGAUAAUGCUAGCAAUGGAAAGCGUUUGCAGCAUAGGACAUUCCUCAGCAUUUGGCCGUGCUGUGAUUAAUAAUGCUGUGAUCAGUAACGAGGGCGCUCUGUUGCGUCUUAUGGAUCGCGUUUUAAUGGGAGAACCGAUUGACAAACUACUGUUUGAACUGGCAACUCAGCUCGUAGAUCUUUUCGAAAACGUUUUAAAAAAAGAUUCAGUUAGAUUUCUUGCAAUGAAGUUGCAAUCUUCCACUAAUUCCGAACCACAUUCUUUAGUGCGACUGAAAAAUCAGUUAACAGAAUUAAAUUGUUCAAAAGAUAUGUUGUUGAGUUUGCAAAGAGCGCUAGAUGCUUCGACCCAAGCAGAAUCUGUUGAAGCACUACCAGAAGACUUGGAAGCUUACGAAUGGCCUGAAAAUGUGACUACCGUUCAGCAAGUUGAUAGCCGACAAAUAACAAAUUAUCAUGUAAAAGACUUAUUGAAUUCAGAUAAUGGAAAUUUUCAUGAUAAUGCCGCACUUUCCACCGUCGAUUUAAAUAUGCUCAACGAAGAAUUUUUCCCAGAGACUGUGUUAAUUUCUGCAAAGAAGUCAGCAUCUCCAGUUCAGCCGCAGAGUAUAAAUUCAGUUCCAAAAUGGAAGACGUUUAAUUUCGAAGGUCCGAAACGGAAACGUCCUUAUACAACCAAGAAAAUUUUGAUGAGACCAAAAAUACGUCGUUAUUAGAUGUAUAAAAAAGGCGAGUUGUUAAUUUCAUUUCGAAAAGAAGAAGGUCAGCUUAAAUGAUAUUUAUUUAUCUAACUUCACAUGCCUCAUGUUCAUAAAUUUGACCAUAAAGAGUUGAG